GGAUUAUUUAACAAAAAAAAUAUGAUAGGCUUUUGCAUCUCUGUUACUCCCAACACAAACACAAAAAUCACUGUACUACUUAUUUAAUAGAGUGAGGUGUAUAUAUAUAUAUAUACAAGUGUAAACUGGUCCUCUAUAUAUUUUGUCUCUAAGCUGUUUGAUAUUUCUAGGAUAUUGUAAAAUAUUAUUCAAAUUUGAAUACCCCUUUUUGAUUCCUUAUAUGCACUAUUCUCUCAUUUCUCUUUGACUGCCUCGACGCCAACAAAAACCUCAUUUGACUACAAAUUUAUUUUCCCUCCUCCUUUUCCCUUAAACCCUUUAAAACCCCAAAUCUCCACUCUCUUUCAGGCAUUUUAUCGAACAGUUUUGUUCGUGAUGAAUAGAGAGGGUAAUAAUAGUAUAGACACUGAUGCCACUUCUAUUAAGGUCAGUUUUCAGGAAUUUAGUAUUAGUAAUGCCAAUAGUACUAGCAUUGAACUUUGUAGUACUAGUUUUACUCUGUCUGAGAAUAAUAGUGUAGGGAGUAAGGUGGAUUCUAUGAAUCUUGAAGUUGAUAAAGCAGUGGAAUUCGUUGAAAGUGAUGACAGUAGUUUUAGUUCAGUUAGUUAUUGUAACAAUGCUGAUCCGAAUGAGGCUAGUUUUCGGGGGAUUUGUCCAUCGAAACCUCAUAAGGGUAACGAUAUUCGGUGGGAUGCAAUACAAUGUGUGAAAGGGAAAGAUGGGGAGUUGGGUUUGGCACAUUUUAGGCUUUUGAAGAAGCUGGGAUUUGGCGAUAUUGGGAGUGUUUAUUUAGCGGAGUUGAGAGGGAUGGGGUGCUUGUUUGCAAUGAAAGUUAUGGAUAAAGGGAUGUUAGCUGGGAGGAAGAAGGUAAUGAGAGCUCAAACUGAGAGGGAAAUAUUGGUUUUGUUGGACCAUCCUUUCCUUCCUACCCUUUAUUCACAUUUUGAAACGGAGAAGUUUUCGUGCUUGCUGAUGGAGUUUUGCAGUGGCGGAGAUCUUCAUUUGCUCAGACAGCGUCAGCCGGGGAAGCAUUUUUCAGAACAAGCAGCAAGGUUUUAUGCAUCAGAGGUGUUGCUUGCCCUUGAGUAUUUACACAUGAUGGGAGUUGUAUACAGAGAUUUAAAGCCUGAGAAUGUGUUGGUCAGGGAAGACGGACAUAUAAUGUUGUCGGAUUUUGAUUUAUCGUUGAGAUGUUGUGUCAAUCCUACCCUUGUAAAAUCUAGCGAUGAACCUUCUUGUGCUAUAUCUGCAUAUUGUAUCCAGCCAUCAUGCAUUGAUCCAGCAUGCAAAUUACCUGUUUGUGUAGAGCCUUCUUGCUUUCAACCUUCGUGCUUUAAGCCUCGCCUCUUCAACCAUAAAACAACCAAAACAAAGGGUGAUCGUGCAACCUUGGUUUCUUCUGAUUCACUUCCCAUGCUGGUUGCAGAGCCAACUGCAGCUCGGUCCAUGUCCUUUGUUGGAACCCAUGAAUAUUUAGCCCCAGAAAUAAUUAGAGGAGAUGGUCAUGGUAGUGCUGUUGAUUGGUGGACAUUUGGGAUUUUUCUGUACGAGUUGCUUCAUGGGAAGACACCGUUUAAAGGCAAUGGAAAUAGAGAGACAUUGUUUAACGUUGUUGGUCAACCUCUAAAAUUUCCCGAGGGAUCCACCAUUAGUUUUGCUGCAAAGGAUUUGAUCCGAGGUCUACUUGUGAAGGAUCCACAAAAAAGACUAGGAUUCAAACGAGGUGCUACGGAGAUAAAACAGCAUCCUUUCUUUGAAAACGUUAACUGGGCUCUCAUCCGAAGCACUCAUCCUCCAGAGAUCCCUAAACCGGUCGAUCUCACAUUUUUUAAGCAAUCGUCUAAGUCAUCGUCUUAUGCAAACGAGAAAGCUGCUUCUGAUUCGGAUAGGUCAUCUGGUCCUUAUUUAGAUUUUGAAUUUUUCUGAAUAAAUUUUUGGAGGGUGAUUUGUAGGUGUCACUUUUGAUGUUCAUUUUGGUCCAAAAGAAAUUUAUUUUCACUUUACAAUUAUCUCUUAGUUAUUACAAGCCAGAAUAUUAUAC
This is a messenger RNA of Capsicum annuum, 2041 nucleotides long. Its product is annotated as serine/threonine-protein kinase D6PKL2. Gene Ontology annotation, molecular function: protein serine/threonine kinase activity; ATP binding. The record is from RefSeq and is a predicted model, not a curated record. Lineage: Eukaryota; Viridiplantae; Streptophyta; Magnoliopsida; Solanales; Solanaceae. The transcript is spliced from 2 exons. Gene Ontology annotation, biological process: protein phosphorylation. Gene Ontology annotation, cellular component: plasma membrane; cytoplasm; nucleus. Bases 376 to 1926 code for a protein of 516 amino acids.